Aspergillus nidulans FGSC A4 is the source of this 699-nucleotide messenger RNA. Its product is annotated as protein cwc15. The coding region runs from base 1 to 699 and encodes 232 amino acids. NCBI's taxonomy places the organism in Eukaryota, Fungi, Ascomycota, Eurotiomycetes, Eurotiales, Aspergillaceae. The record is from RefSeq and is a predicted model, not a curated record. Gene Ontology annotation, cellular component: spliceosomal complex; nucleus. Gene Ontology annotation, biological process: mRNA splicing, via spliceosome. The transcript has 6 exons.
AUGACUACCGCUCACAGACCCACCUUUGAUCCCGCACGAGGGAAAGAGGCCCUCCGCGGUCCAGCAUACCAUCAACGCCUCCUCCCAGCAUAUACUCACCUGAAAGUUCGUCAAUCUGGCCAGGGAACCGAGGGUGAAGCAGCGCGUCGCGACCUGCGCGCGGAGCUGCUCCAGGCAGAGGCCGCUCACUUUGCCAAGAAGAAUGGAGCUCCCGUUCCUGAAGCAUCUGCCGAAAGCACUCCCAAGCGUCAGCUUGAAGGCGCCCCUGCGAAUGGAGGAGAUGGAGAAUUAGAAGAAGACCCGGAAGCAAAGCGGCGGCGGAUAUUAGAGGAAACGAGAGAGAUAGAUGCAGAUUCGGAAGCGUCGGAAGAAGAUAGCAGCGAGGACGAGAGUGAUGACGAGGACGAGGCCGCCGAGCUCAUGCGAGAGCUUGAGAAAAUCAAAAAGGAACGCUUAGCUCAGAAAGAAAAAGAGGAACGCGAGCGCGCCGCCAAGGAGGAGGAACAACGGGAGGUGGACAUUGCGCGAGGCAAUCCGCUACUCAACCCUUCAGACUUUAACAUAAAGCGACGAUGGGAUGACGACGUCGUUUUUAAGAACCAAGCUCGCGGAACGGAGGACAAGAGGGGAAAGGAGUUUGUCAACGACCUGCUACGGUCUGACUUUCACAAGAAGUUUAUGUCGAAGUAUGUGCGAUAG